Molecule: messenger RNA, 801 nt
Organism: Sporothrix brasiliensis 5110
Lineage: Eukaryota; Fungi; Ascomycota; Sordariomycetes; Ophiostomatales; Ophiostomataceae
Product: short chain dehydrogenase/reductase family oxidoreductase
Exons: 1
Coding region: 1-801 (266 amino acids)
Source: RefSeq, a predicted model, not a curated record
AUGGCCGGCCUCGUUCAGGGAACCGCCUUCAUCACCGGUGCUGCGUCUGGUAUCGGUCAAUACACGGCCCUCGCGUUUGCCCGCUACGGCAUCACCAACCUGGCGCUGGCCGACAUCAACCUCGAGGCCUUGGAGACGACCAGCAAGCAGCUCCAGGCGCAGUUCCCCAAGGUCAACGUCCUCCGCCUGCAGGUCGACGUCCAGAGCGGCGAGCAGGUCAAGGCCACCGUGGCCGCCGUCGUCGCGCGGUUUGGCCGCCUCGACAUUGCCGUCAACAACGCGGGCAUUGGCGGCUCCGGCAAGCCGACCCACGAGGUCGACGAGGAGGAGUGGCGCCGGGUCAUCAACAUCGACCUGGACGGCGUGUGGCGCUGCCAGAAGGAGGAGCUGGCCGUGAUGGUCAGCCAGGAGGACCGCGGCCCCCGCGACGGGCGCGGCCGCAUCAUCAACACGGCGUCCAUGUACGGCAUCGUGGCGCCCGGCAGUCGCAUGGCGCAGACGGCGUACGCGGCGGCCAAGCACGGCGUGGUCGGCCUGACCAAGGGCGACGGCAACACGUACGGCCCGCACAACAUCCGCGUCAACUGCAUCUGCCCGGGCUACGUCGAGACGCCGCUGCUGCUGCGCACCAUGAGCACCAACCCGGACUCGCCGCUGGGCAUCGACAUUGCGCGCACGCCGCUCAAGCGCAUGUGCGCCAUGGAGGAGAUUGCUGAUGCCAUUGUGUUCCUGGCCUCGCGCAUGAGCAGCUUCAUGCAGGGCGCGGCGCUGAUUUCGGAUGGCGGCUUCACCACGCAGUAG